GGCAGCGUGGGACAAGGCCCAGGCAGUGGCUGUAGCCACACUUCCUUCCCACGAAGAUUUCUGGUGGCUCCCCAAUUCGGCCCAGCACCGCGUCACCAUGUUCCGGGGGAGACGCAGGAGCCGGGUGGGCGCCCUGGAGGAGGCGCCUCCGGAGAACCCAAAGGCAGCUGCUGAACCCGAGCGGGUUUUGCUGCGUGGCAUCUUCGAGAUCCGGAGGGAAAGCUGCGAUGUGGCGUUGGGCGAGCGGGCCCUGCGGUGGCGACGCAUCCAGCCCGAGCUCCCGGCUGGUGGCACCAGGCAUGAUCUGCUGAGCAAAGAAGAGUCCCUAGAACUUGAAGACAUCUUCUCAGUGAAGCUGAAGCGGCGUUGCUGGGCCAAGCAUCCAGGCAGAGACACACUGCUGGGCAUAACGCUUUUCAUCUGCUUGAAGGAGCAACGGAACAAACUAAAGGACUCCACGCUGGAUCUUAUUAACUUCAGUGAAGACCACUGUGACAUAUGGUUUAGACAGUUCAAGAAAAUCUUGGAUGGUUUCACAAGCAGGCCCAAGGCUCUCAAGAUCCUCCUCAACCCCCAGAGUCACAGAAAGGAGUCUGUCCACGUCUAUUACGAGAAGGUGGAGCCUCUGCUGAAGCUUGCGGGCAUAGAGACUGAUGUGACAAUAACAGAAUAUGAAGGGCAUGCCCUGUCUCUGCUUGACGAAUGUGAACUCCGAGGAUUUGAUGGUGUUGUCUGUGUUGGUGGAGAUGGAUCUGCGAGUGAGGCCGCCCGCGCUUUGCUCCUCAGAGCUCAGAAGAACGCGGGAGUGGAGAUGGACUGCAUCCCGACUCUCGUUGGAGCAGAGCUUCCUCUUGGCUUCAUUCCAGCAGGAUCUACUAACGCACUGGCACAUUCUCUCUUUGGAACUCCUCACGUGGUGACUGCAACCAUGCAUAUUAUACUAGGUCACAUACGGUCAGUGGAUGUCUGCACCUUUAGCUCUGCUGGCAAGCUUCUUUGCUUUGGGUUCUCAGCCAUGUUUGGCUUUGGUGGAAGGACCUUGGCUCUGGCAGAGAAAUACCGAUGGAUGUCCCCCAGUCAGCGAAGAGACUUUGCUAUAAUCAAAGCACUGGCCAAACUUAAGCCAGAGGACUGCAAAAUAUCAUUUUUACUAGCAGGUUGUUCUCAGAAUAAACAAGAAAGAAAAUCACAGAGAUCUGCAGAAUCUGACUGUGGUGGUCACUGGCAAACCAUCCAGGGGCAGUUCUUGAACAUCAGCAUCAUGGCAAUGCCCUGUCCAUGUUCAAUGGCACCCAGAGGCUUUACACCUGACACCAGAUUACAUAAUGGAAGCAUGGCUCUUAGGGUUGUCCGGAACACCACUCGAUCAGAAUUUGUAAAGCACCUGAAAAGACACUCCAGUGUAAAGAAUCAGUUCAAUUUUCCCUUUGUGGAGACUUAUAUCAUUGAAGAAGUAAAAAUUCACCCAAAGAGUAAUAGCAAUGGAUACAGCCCACAGGAGGAGGGUGGAAACCAUACAACUGCUUCAGAACACGGGUUUCCGUGGAAUGUAGAUGGUGACUUAAUGGAAGCUGCAUCAGAGGUUCACAUUAGGCUGCACCCAAGACUGAUCAGGCUCUAUGGAGGAAGCCUGGAAGAAAUGAAUGAUUGCAAAGUAGCAUGUGAUUGCAUAUGAAAGAAGUAUGUAAGCAGAAAUUUAUUAUGAAGGAAUCUGGCAUGCAAGAUAUAUACAAAUAGAAAAUGCAUUUUUGUUGUGGAU
This is a messenger RNA of Mus musculus (house mouse), 1759 nucleotides long. It is a transcript of the gene Cerkl, whose product is annotated as ceramide kinase-like. The record is from RefSeq and is marked validated. Lineage: Eukaryota; Metazoa; Chordata; Mammalia; Rodentia; Muridae. The transcript has 13 exons. Bases 98 to 1675 code for a protein of 525 amino acids. Gene Ontology annotation, molecular function: transferase activity; kinase activity; ATP binding.